AUGGCGGGCACACCCUGCGUGAUGUGCUUGUCGCCAGCUUCCAAGCAAUGCAGCGGCUGCCGAUCAUUCUGGUAUUGCACACGCGAGUGCCAACGAAAGCAUUGGGUGAACCACAAGCACGAAUGUGGGCAGGCGAAGCCUCCAGAGGCAAGUCCUGAGGACUUGGCAGAGCAAGAGCGGCAGUUCCACACCGUCUCCGAGAUCGUCCGAAGGAACGUUUGGGUGACCCGCUUUGGUGAGAAGAUGUACGAAGACCUGGAGGAUGCACGGAAGCUCACCGGUGUCAAGGAGAAGGUGGAGGACAGCGAAAAUGCCGGGAGAAACGAGGCAGCCCUGAACGCCCUCUUCAGUGCUGCGGAGACUGUGGGCCGUGGCAAGACCUUGGCCUACUUUGAGCAGAUGAAAGUGGCCACGGCCGAAAAGCAGGUGCAGGAGUCUUGA
Durusdinium trenchii is the source of this 441-nucleotide messenger RNA. NCBI's taxonomy places the organism in Eukaryota, Dinophyceae, Suessiales, Symbiodiniaceae. The record is from the annotation of a GenBank genome assembly.